AUGUUCAUGCGCUGCGGCAAGCUCGGCGAUGCUGCUGGAUCUGUUCGUACGGAAACGGCACUGAUCGUGGCCGAGCUCGAUGACUUAGCAUUGGCCGUGACACUGGCAGACGCCUACGUGGCAGCGACCCCACGUAUCCGCUCGAACCUUGCCGACUACCUGCCGGAGGAAGCGUUCACGUGA
This is a messenger RNA of Recurvomyces mirabilis, 183 nucleotides long. RefSeq lists its product as uncharacterized. The coding region runs from base 1 to 183 and encodes 60 amino acids. The transcript has a single exon. Lineage: Eukaryota; Fungi; Ascomycota; Dothideomycetes; Mycosphaerellales; Teratosphaeriaceae. The record is from RefSeq and is a predicted model, not a curated record.